AUGCAACACGAGGUGGAGGCCCUCUGUUCCUCCACUAUGGGCAACCCCAGUAUGCACAGGGAGGCAGGAGCACUUCUUGUGGACCUAGAGACCCUGCAGGAGACGCAGGCUCGGAGCCUAGGCAGACCUGUCAAAUCCUCGAAGCAGUAUCUGCGCCAGGUCAUUGCAGAAUAUGAGGCACUGGACCGAGAGCUCCCAUGCAUCCGCAAGUUCCCCAUGCCACCUGCUGCCCAGCCCCUCUGUCUGUGCAUGGAGACCUCACCUGAAGAGGACCUUACCCACCUGGAGGUGCUGGAGGCGCUGGAGGUCGAGUUACCCGGGGCCAUAGAGAGCGGGCGUGUGAGCAGCAUCCGCUUUGAGAACAUGAACGUCAUCUGUGGGACUGCUGGGCGCCGGAACCGGUGGCUUAUCACGGUCACGGACUUCCAGACUCGCUCGCGCCUACUGCGCUCGGGGCUCCGCCUCCGCGGGCUCCAGCACCCUCUCGUGCGCCACGACGAACUGCUGCUGGGCGAUUACCGCCUGCACCUGCGCCGCUCGCUGGUCCGACGGCGCAUGCUCGAGGCUCUGGGGGCGGAGCCGACCGACGAAGACUGA
This is a messenger RNA of Mesoplodon densirostris (Blainville's beaked whale), 597 nucleotides long. RefSeq names its product chromosome 19 C19orf81 homolog (gene C19H19orf81). The coding region runs from base 1 to 597 and encodes 198 amino acids. The transcript is spliced from 5 exons. NCBI's taxonomy places the organism in Eukaryota, Metazoa, Chordata, Mammalia, Artiodactyla, Ziphiidae. The record is from RefSeq and is a predicted model, not a curated record.